Messenger RNA from Lingula anatina, 2043 nucleotides. RefSeq lists its product as uncharacterized. The record is from RefSeq and is a predicted model, not a curated record. Lineage: Eukaryota; Metazoa; Brachiopoda; Lingulata; Lingulida; Lingulidae.
CUAUCAGAGCGCACUUAAACAAUGCAGCGCUGAGACGGGGAGUAAAUUAAAGAGAUGAGAGCAUCCAGUACAGCUCUAGGCCACUAAAAUUUCUUCCGACUCGAGAUGUCAUCAAAGAAGUUUGCAGAUGCAAUAGCCAAGGCACAAAAUCACAAGCUGGGGAUUGACCCGAAGGCAGCUGCUCUGCUUGAACUUGAUUUUCUGGCUCGUGUGAACCAGUUCCCAAACUUAUAUGGUGGACCUGUAGUCAGACGUGCCAUUCAGCGAUAUGAGGAAUUAUGGUUGCCACUUGCUGCAAGGCUCAAAGGCCAAAAGAUUGCCGCUCCUCUUGACAUUGCCUGGGUAUGGCACUGCCACAUGCUGUCCCCACUCAAAUACAGAGAGGAUUGCAUGGCACUUGUAAACUCAGUCAUACACCAUCAUCUGCUCAGUGACCAAGAGAGAAGUGAUUGUUUGCUGAAGACCAAAGGUUUCUGGAUACAGGAAUAUGGUCCAGAUGUCCCAUUUGCAGUGGACUUGACAGAUGAUAUUUCACCAUCCUAUGAUUACCAAACAAAAUGUUCUUACAAUUUAGAGGCAGCCAUUGAAAGGCAGAGUGUGUUCUAUUAUCAGGUAUCCCUCCCCCAUUAUAGAUCCUGGACCUUCUUAGAGAAGGCUGUUCAGCGUUACAAAAUGUUUUUGUAUUUGAAACAACAAAAUCCUGAUGCCUUUCUUGUCCCCUGCUAUGACAUUGACCUUGUCUGGCAUGCACACCAGGUACAUCCAAACAUCUACCAAAUAGACACAGUCAACAUAUUGAGAAAAAUGCUAAACCAUGAUGAUACUGUUAAUGAUCGCAGCGAGGGAUCCAAGCUUGACAGAGCAAAUAAACUGACACGAAGACUUUGGCAGGCUUUAUAUGGUGUAAGCAUUGCACAACCUGGAUGUAUGUUCCGUGGUUCUCCACCAGAGGGGAAGAUUGUUGCCAUGACGACUGCACAGGUCAGCAGUAUCACCUCCAAACACACUCAUGUCACCAUCACAAAGGCAGAUGCCAUCAACGUACCACCUAGCACCAGAGAAGGGAAAGUCAAAAUUUUCCUCUGUAAGCUUUCUUUACCCCUUGGACCCUCAAAAAAGGUCUUCAAGAGAGCAUGCAAGCACAUUGUGUCAUUUAAAAUACCGUCUGGCAGCUUUAAGGGGAAGCGUUUUUUCUAUGACACAGGGAAGCACCCAUACCUUAUUCUCCAGGCCAUUGACACAACAAGGACAUGGUGUGGCUGUGGUGGGGAGGAGAUUGGGCUCAGUCAGCACCUUCUGGCAUAUCUUGUAGAGGAGCACCUAGGGAAGUACCACCAUUUUUCUCUGACUGUUAGGUUUCCAGAAGAAGAACUCGCCAAACCAGACAUUAAUGAGAAAUACAAAGCUUUGGUCUCUCCACAGAAUCCUGUCACCAAGGAGCUGUUUGGUAACAAUAUGGAUGCAAACAUGAAGGAUAUUGAAGGAGCCCUAAAAAUCUCUAACAAGGAGGGAAGAACCAGAGAAGUCAAAGAUGGUGGCCCAGUCAUGAUAAAAACCUUUGAUGUGGUUGAAGAAGCUGCAUGGCCUAUAGUCAGAUGUAAACUUUGUCUGGAGCAAAAAAGGAUGCAAAUAAACUCUGUCAGAAAGACGGCCUUGCGUACUAGUAAAGAGAAGAUUAUGGAAGAUUAUAAUGAUGAUUUGGGUGAAUAUGUCAUAGAAAUUGAUCAUGAUGUGCAGCUCGAAAUUUCUUCAGCUCCCAAAGAGUACAAGAGAUGCCAGAAACAAGCCCUCAAAGGAUUUAAAGGAGUUAGUGUCAUUAAAGACAACAUACUUGUUUAUGGCAGAAGAGAUACUGGAGGGGAAGCCGAGAAUGAUCCUGAUGAAAAUCUACAUGCACUUCUAGAAUGUGCUCGAGAGGUUGGCUUAAAGUUCAACCCCAGGAAGAUGAAGUACAAAAUGACUGAAGUUGCAUACAAGGGACACCUCUUCACUGCAACUGGAGUUAACCCAGACCCAUCAGAGAUCGAUGCUAUUCUUUUUUAA